UUCAAAAACUAAAGUUCCCAAAGUUCACCAGAAAUAUUUACCUUCUAGUCGACAUCAUCGGGUGAAAAGAGCAAUGACGGCGGUCUCACAGGCGGCGAAUGCGGCGUCGGGACAAGGUUCGGGCCCGCAGUUAUCGGCGUCGGUGGUGAACUCGUUUCGCGUGGCGGCCGUGGCUGGGCGGUUGGCUACUCAUACUCAGUCUGGUAGACAGCCUCAAAGCACGGAGUUCUUCAGCCUCUGCCUCUCUCUCGCUAGAGGCAUCGAUUAUGCCAUUGCAAACAAUGAGGUUCCUGCCAAAGCGCAAGAAUUACCUAUAUUAUUGAAGCAGAUAUGCCAACACAGAAAUGACCUCUUCUUACAAGCAGCUAUUAUGGUGUUGAUGAUAUCAGUAAAGAAUGCCUGUAAAAUGAGCUGGUUCUCAGAUAGAGAGACUCAAGAACUUCUUUCUCUUGCCAAUGAGGUGGGCAGUUGCUUUUGCACCCCUGGAGAUAUUAUCAAUGGAUUGGAUUGUUCACUUUCAACUGUUUUGGAAAUUAUGUCAAGGUUCUAUCCAUUAAUGAAGAUGGGCCAGAUACUUGCUUCUCUUGAAGCUCAGCCUGGAUACGGGGCUUUCGUGGUUGAUUUCCAUAUAUCAAAGAAUAUAUCACAUUCUCCGCAUGAGAAAAUUAGGUUAUUUGUAGCUCAAAAAGAUAACAUAGAGACAUCUGCUUGCAUUAUAAGUCCGCAACAAGUGAAUUUUCUAUUAAAUGGGAAGGGUGUGGAGAGAAGAACAAAUGUUUUAAUGGAUAUGGGACCUCAACUUCCAACGAAUGUGACUGCCAUGUUGAAAUAUGGGACAAAUCUUCUCCAAGCUGUGGGCCAGUUUUGCGGUCACUAUGUCAUUUUGAUUGCCUUCAUGAGUAUGGAGUCAUCACCUGAUGCUUCCACACUACCAGAUUAUGUUCCAUCUGGUGACGUUGCACCAGGAUCAGAAGAUUCUGAUUUAAUCGAAGGGCCAUCACGUAUAUCCCUCAAGUGUCCCAUAAGCCGAACACGCAUCAGAACUCCUGUCAAAGGUCAUGCAUGUAAGCAUCUCCAGUGCUUUGAUUUCAAAAACUAUGUUGACAUAAACUCUAGAAGACCAUCCUGGCGCUGCCCACAUUGCAAUCAACAUGUAUGCUACACUAACAUUCACAUUGAUCAAAAUAUCGCUAAGGUGCUGAAAGAGGUGGCAGAGGAUGUGUCCGAUGUGAUUAUCUCAGCAGAUGGAUCAUGGAAAGCUGUGAUGCAAAAUGAUGAUGAUGAUGUAGAUGAGUUGCAAGAUAAGAUUCUUAAUUGCGAAAAGGAUGGGUCUGAGCAGCAAGAAUCUGCUACGGGCGUUCCUAUUGUUCUGGAUCUUACUCAGUCCGACACUGAGGUGGAUGCAAUGGAAACUAUUGAAAUUGAAGACACGAAGCCUCCUGUGGCUAAUCUUCAAAGUUUGUCUGCUGCUCCAAAUUUAACCACAACACCAGAAUUGGUUAAUGCAGCUGGAACGAAUCAAAAUAUUGUUUCUAAUAUGGAGGAUAAUUUUUGGUCAGCACUUUACUCAAGUCUUGUGCCUGGCACCUCUACUAGGAUAGAUACCCAAGUCGGUGGCAGAUCCGAGUCUACUCCAAAUAUUACAGUAGCAUCAGUGUUUUCUGAUGCUAUUUCUCCAGUGCCCAAUCAAGCUGACGCUUGCAGUAAUGCUAAUCCUACUACCCCUGUGGUUCAAAAUCAAAUUGCUGCUGCAAAUUUGCCAUUACAGCCUUCGCAAUUGAUGAAUACAAUGCCAAAUCAUGAACAUGGAAAUUUGCAUAACAUGAUACCUAGACAUGUAAGCCGAACACCUAUUGCAGUUCAGGCCCUCCCAGCAAUACCUCAGACUCAGACACCAACACCACAUAGAUUAAGAAAUAGUAUUAAUACUAUGAACACAAACAGUUCCUUACGAACUCCGCAUCAGAGUAAGAACCAGCAAGAACGUACAUUUGUUCCCGGUCAGUCAGUUCAACAAGUUGGUGUUGCAGCUCCAAGUCAACUCCAGGGUUCAUACAGAGCUCUGGGUGAAUUCCAGAACCCACACUUGCAGCAAUCACUGAACACGAGGAUGUCCCAACCGAGGAGUCCAUCUCCAGGCCUGAUACGAUCACCAUCACCUCUACUACGAGCACAGGCUCAACAAGGAGCUGCACAAGUCGGGAUACACUAUGCAGCAGGCAAUGUGAGUAGCAUUCCUACCAGAUUUAGAGCCACCCAAAUGGCUGGACAGCCGAGACCAGCAGCACCUUAUCCUGGAAAUGUUGACGGGAGUAGGAUUGCAGCUGUCGACCAGAGAUUGAACAUGGGUGGAUCAGCAUCGGCAGCAACUUCAAGAGCUGAUACCUCAGCUGAUUUGGGAUCCGAUCAGAACUGGCAGCCUACAGGGCGGAUGCGAGGAAGCCUCGCGGGUCGAGCAUAUUCUGAAGCUCUUACCCAUAUGAUGAUUCAACCCACCCAAUCAACACAAGCUGCAACAAGGCCACAAACAAAUAUAACGUCUCCACCUAGUGUUCCACCACAUCUGCAGGCGAUUCUCGCGAAUAGCAGGAAUCCUGUUGCCCCUCAAAUGCAAAACAAUGCAAUGACUCAAACUGAUGCCGUGAAUAGUAGUUCCGGUACCUUCCCGAAUAUGUCUAGCGGGAUGUAGUAGUGUUGACAUAGCUGUAAUGUUAUGGAACCGUAUGUACAAAUAUUUAUGGCCAAUUUUGUGCAUAUCACUUUUAUUGUUGUACAGUU
Molecule: messenger RNA, 2778 nt
Organism: Hibiscus syriacus
Lineage: Eukaryota; Viridiplantae; Streptophyta; Magnoliopsida; Malvales; Malvaceae
Product: E4 SUMO-protein ligase PIAL2
Exons: 16
Coding region: 74-2689 (871 amino acids)
Biological process (GO): protein sumoylation
Molecular function (GO): SUMO ligase activity; zinc ion binding
Source: RefSeq, a predicted model, not a curated record